This is a messenger RNA of Spea bombifrons (plains spadefoot toad), 382 nucleotides long. RefSeq lists its product as uncharacterized. Lineage: Eukaryota; Metazoa; Chordata; Amphibia; Anura; Pelobatidae. The record is from RefSeq and is a predicted model, not a curated record. The coding region runs from base 1 to 315 and encodes 104 amino acids. The transcript is spliced from 5 exons.
AUGUGUGAUAUUCUCAGCAACAUUCAAGCCUUCUAUCUCUUCACCAAGAACCCAGCAUCUCCACCUCACACUGGACCAAGCAUCUCCAUAAAUGGUACACACAAUCAACAAGAGCCCCAAACAUCUAAUGGUCUGUCAGAUAACCCUGGUUUGGUUGCGGUUAUUUGCAUAUUUGUGUCUAUUCUCUGCAUUGCUGUGGUUGUGGUGGCAGUAAAGACCUGCCAGAAAAAGGAGCCAGAAUUUGAGAAACUGGAUGACGUUCCCAUGAACGGAAUAAAUGAAGAAGCUCCCUUUGCCCGUUACCCACCCAAAUAAUUCAAGACAUUUGAUGGAAAAUUCUAUUGGUUCCAGUGUAAAUAAAGCCACUUAUUGUUUCUAAUAA